ACGUUCUCUUCUUUACGAUUUAAAUACAUAACCUCAAUUUUUUAAUUCUUUAAAAAUGUAACGUGCCCUACGUAAUUUCGUCAUUUUUAAACACUUCAGACACCCACAAUCAUGUUUUUCAAUAAAACCUCUUCCACAAACAUUAAACGCUUAAUCACUUUUCACAACUGUCUCUCAUAUAACAUAAAUCCUCCCCCAGAAAGUGGUCCACCACCUAGAAAUGCUCGUGUUGUUAUUGCCGGUGGUGGCGUCAUGGGAGCUUCAGUCGCCUAUCACAUCGCCAAACUGGGCUGGGCAAAGGACACGGUCCUACUGGACCAGAACAAAAUAGGAGGAGGUACCACCUGGAACUCCUCGGGGCUUCUGGGUAUCUUCAAACCGAGUUACUCGCAAGUGAAAUUGUCGCAGACCAGCAAGAAGCUGUACCAGGAGUUGGAGGCGAGAGGACUGUCGACGGGCUGGAAAGAGUGCGGAAGUUUGAAUUUGGCCAAAACUAAGGAUCGUAUGAUAGUUUUUCGUCGUAUGAUCGCGCAAUCGGUACUGUGGGAUAUUAAGUGCGAGCUGCUAACUCCGAUACAAUGCAAGGAGAAGUGUCCGCUCUUGAAUGUGGACGAUCUGGAAGGCGGAUUGUGGAUACCGGGAGAUGGGGUCGGCGAUCCUUAUCAGAUUUGUAAUGCGCUUACGGAGGAAGCGAGACGGAUGGGUGUAACUGUAAUUGAGCAUUGCGCACUGAGAAAAGUUAACCAGACGAAUGGGAAGGUGUGCGGUGUGGAAACGGAAUUGGGGCCUAUUGACUGUGAUUUUUUUGUUAAUUGUGCCGGGUUUUGGGCUAGGGGUGUAGGUCGCCUAUCCGAACCCUGUGUUAAGGUGCCCAUCCAUGCUUGUGAACAUUACUAUUUACAUACAAAACCAAUGUCCCAACUGCAGCAACUACAAACUAUGUUUCCAGUUGUCCGCGACUUAGACGGCCACAUCUAUUUUAGAGAAUAUAAGGGCAGACUGCUGGCCGGAGGAUUCGAACCUGUAGCAAAACCGGCGUUCGAGGAUGGAAAAAUUCCAGGUAGCGGCGAGGAGCGUGUCCUGCCCGAGGAUUGGGAUCACUUCAACGUACUGCUAGAGCAGCUACUGCAUCGAAUACCGAUGUUAAAUGAUACGGUAUUGGAUAAAUUGUGUAACGGUCCCGAAGCGUUUAGUCCCGAUUGCAAGUGGAUCAUUGGGCAGGCCCCUGAGAUUAUGAACUAUUACAUCGCUGCCGGUUUAAAAACGGUAGGGAUUGCCGCGGCGGGAGGGGUCGGACAGGCAACCGCCGAGAUGAUUGUGAAUGAAAACACGAGCUUUGAUAUGUACGAAUUAGACAUUUCACGAUUUUUAAGUGUGCAUAAUAAUAGGAAGUAUUUGCGAGACCGCGUUAAGGAGGUACCAGGUUUGCACUAUGCCUUACAGUAUCCAUUUUCAGAAUUUAAGACGAGCCGGAAUUUACGAAUGUCCCCCAUUUAUCCUAAGCUAAUGGAGGCAGGGGCCGUUUUCGGUCAGCUCAUGGGCUACGAACGUCCGUCGUGGUUCGACCGCAAUUACGUCCAAGAGCAAGUGUCCUCGGACUGGUCGGUUCCCUAUCGCAUAGCGUCGACCGAUACCUUCGGAAUACCGCCCUGGUUCGAUUACGUUGCGUCGGAGUAUGACGCGUGCCGCGAAGGCGCAGGAAUUAGCGAUUAUUCUUCGUUUGCUAAGCUAGACAUAUGGUCCAAGGGCAAUGAGGUUGUGAAAGCACUCGAAUACAUCUGUUCGAAUGGUGUCGAUAUUCCAAUUGGGGGGAUCAUUCACACGGGGAUGCAGAACAAGUACGGCGGCUACGAAAACGAUUGCUCGCUGGCGCGCCUCGCGGAAAACCACUACAUGAUGAUAGCGCCGACCAUUCAGCAAACUCGCUGCCAAGUCUGGCUGCGGCGACAUCUACCUCCUUCGGUCGAACUAUCCGACGUCACCUCCAUGUACACGGCCUUAGCCAUCAUGGGUCCGCUAACGAGAAGCCUUUUAUCUGAACUGACCGAUACCGACUUAAGCCCACGAAACUUUCCGUUCUUCACCAUUAAGUUGCUAGACGUGGGGCAUGUGAGCGGUAUCCGCACUAUGAAUCUCACACAUACAGGGGAGCUCGGUUACGUGCUCUACAUACCCAACGAGUUCGCCCUCCACGUUUACUCGCGAUUAAUGAAGGCCGGUGAGAAAUACGGAAUGAGGCACGUCGGCUAUUACGCGACCAGAGCGUUGCGAAUCGAGAAGUUCUACGCGUUUUGGGGACAAGAUCUUGAUACUCGAACGACACCUUUGGAGUGCGGGCGUACGUGGCGCGUUAAAUUUGAGAAAGACUUUAUAGGAAAGGAACCUCUAUUGAAGCAAAGAGAGGAGGGCGUUAAACGAAUGUACAUUCAGCUCAUAUUAGAUGACCACGAUCACGAACUCGAUCUAUGGCCUUGGGGUGGCGAGCCAAUAUACCGUAACAACAAGCAUGUCGGUAUAUGCACGACGACCGGAUAUGGAUUCACAUUUAAGAAACAGGUGUGCCUGGGUUUUGUUCAAAACAUUAUCGACGGUGUGCGACACAUAGUUACGACAGACUUUGUUCAGUCGGGUCAUUACGAAGUGGACAUAGCCGGCGUGCGGUACCCCGCGAAAGUAAACCUGCAUUCCCCCACUUUACCUACUAAAUAUCCGGACCAGGAGAGGGAGGCUUACCAGGCGACGAGAGAUAAAGGACGGAAUUCGGUUGUCGAGGCCGUUGUGUAGUGCUUUGUAAAUAUUGUACGUUUUUCCGUUCUGCUACAGAAUGUGCCUUGUUUUGUGUUACUUGUCAAUUAGAAGAAAUACAAAUUUCCUAGUCCAGAAAUA
Photinus pyralis (common eastern firefly) is the source of this 2886-nucleotide messenger RNA. Its product is annotated as pyruvate dehydrogenase phosphatase regulatory subunit, mitochondrial-like. The transcript has 14 exons. NCBI's taxonomy places the organism in Eukaryota, Metazoa, Arthropoda, Insecta, Coleoptera, Lampyridae. Gene Ontology annotation, cellular component: cytoplasm; mitochondrial matrix; mitochondrion. The coding region runs from base 112 to 2784 and encodes 890 amino acids. Gene Ontology annotation, molecular function: oxidoreductase activity; protein binding. The record is from RefSeq and is a predicted model, not a curated record.